This is a messenger RNA of Coniosporium apollinis CBS 100218, 1794 nucleotides long. RefSeq lists its product as uncharacterized. Gene Ontology annotation, biological process: attachment of GPI anchor to protein. The transcript is spliced from 2 exons. The record is from RefSeq and is a predicted model, not a curated record. The coding region runs from base 1 to 1794 and encodes 597 amino acids. NCBI's taxonomy places the organism in Eukaryota, Fungi, Ascomycota, Dothideomycetes. Gene Ontology annotation, cellular component: GPI-anchor transamidase complex.
AUGCUCCUUCAUGUCCGCUUCCUUCUGUCCUUUCUGUGCUUGUUCUUCUCCCAGGUCAUUUUAGCGUCGUCUUCUGAUUAUCACGAGCGCCUGCUCCUCCGCCCACUCCCUCAGAAUGCACUACUAGCCUCAUUCAACUUCCGCAGUAACGAGUCUUUAUCGAGCUUCGAGCAACAGAACUUCAGAUACCUCCCGCGAUCCGUAGGGCAGAUACUUCAGCAUGCCCACACCAAAGAGCUUCAUUUACGGUUCAGUUUCGGUCGCUGGGAUGCAGAAAGCUGGGGUGCAAGGCCUUGGAAUGGAGCAAGAGAGGGGGGUACGGGUGUGGAGCUAUGGGCGUGGGUAGAAGCAGAGACGGAUGGCGAGGCGAAUGCACGAUGGCUGACACUCACCAACGCCCUUUCUGGCCUUUUCUGCGCAUCGUUGAACUUCAUAGACUCGACUAAGACAAUACGACCUGUCGAGAUCUUUCAGCCAGAGGGGAACCAUCAGGAUGCCAAUCUGCACCUCCUUCAUGGCGCCCUGCCGCAUGAGGUGGUCUGCACGGAGAACCUGACGCCGUUCCUCAAGCUGCUCCCCUGCAAGGGUAAAGCAGGUAUAUCAAGCUUGCUGGACGGUCAUAAGCUAUUCGACGCAUCAUGGCAAACCAUGUCGAUCGACGUCAGACCGGUUUGUCCCACGGAUGGUGGCGAGUGUAUCAUUGAGAUUGAGCAGACAGUAGACAUGGUGCUGGACAUCGACCGGUCGAAGCGACCUCGCGACAAUCCGAUCCCCCGCCCCGUAAAGAUAGAGGAUAUUACUUGUGAUACCUCGAAGCCGUACAGUUCACAGGAUUCUUGCUAUCCGCUAGACCAUGUCCUGGAGCCGUCGUGGAGCGUCGCUGAGAUAUUCGGACGUCCGUUGAAAGGCGCAUGCCCGCUUACAGCAGCCGAGGGGGAUGAGUCGGAAACAGUGUGCCUCAACGUGCCCCCCGAGCGGGAUGUCGAAGUCCGUACGCAGGGAUACCACGCUCAACGUAUGCGGGAAGGGGGCUUCCUCCGCUGCUACGAGCUUCCAACAGGCGAAGAUUUUGACCUCUUUCUCGCCGAACAGUCCCUUGAGACUACGAUACCGCUGCCGCAAUCCCCCCUCUACGCCACCCGCUCAAUCGUCGGCCAUGGUCAAGAACGCGGCGGUGUCCAAGCCGUCAUUACCAACCCUUCAGAUGCAGCCGUCGACCUGGCGUAUCUCGAAUCCCUGCCCUGGUUUAUGAAGCCCUACCUGCACACCCUCAAGGCCACGAUCACACCCACCAGCGACAACUCUAGCUACACGCACCCCAUCAAAGAAACUUACUACCGUCCCGCCGUCGACCGCCGUCGUGGCACCCAUCUCGAGCUCCUCCUCACAAUCCCGCCCGCAUCGACCCUCACGCUCUCCUACGACUUCGACAAGGCCAUCCUGCGCUACACUGAAUACCCUCCUGACGCCAACCGCGGCUUCGAUGUUGCACCGGCGGUAAUCCGCCUCCUCUCGUCUUCUGGAGAAGAGUCACCCAAAGGCGUCUACGUCCGCACGACGAGCCUGCUGCUUCCGCUGCCGACACCUGAUUUUAGUAUGCCAUAUAACGUCAUUAUUUUGACGAGCACGGUCAUGGCACUGGGGUUCGGCAGCAUCUUCAACAUCCUUGUACGACGCUUCGUCGGCGCCGACGAGGUGGAGAAACGGGGACUUGCGGGGUUGAAGGGGGUCCUGCAGGGGAAGAUUGGGCGGUGGAGAGCGAGGUUUGGGGGGAAGGGCGCAAAGGAGCUAUAA